Molecule: messenger RNA, 2124 nt
Organism: Rotaria sp. Silwood1
Lineage: Eukaryota; Metazoa; Rotifera; Eurotatoria; Philodinida; Philodinidae
Source: the annotation of a GenBank genome assembly
AUGAACGAUUACGGAAGACGUAUUAAUAGUAUUAUUAUAAAAAAUUUACCAACAAAUUAUACUGAAAGUCAACUUGAAGAAUUAUUUUCUAAAUUUGGUCGUAUUAUAUCAAGUAAAAUUUUACCAAAUAAUCCAAAUUUUGAUGGUAGUUGUGGUUUUGUUAAUUAUGCUGAAUCAGAUAGUUGUAUUAAAGCUGUUGAAACUAUGAAUAAUUUUAUUAUUGAUCGAUUUACUCUACGUGUUAAUCAUUCAACAACACGUUUGGGUAAUAAUAAUAUUGAUCGAUCACAAAAUGGAUUUCGUACUAAUGGUGAAUUACAUGAAGAUAAUAAUAUAUCAUCAUCGAAUAUUCAAAAUCGAUUUAAUGGUUUUCGAUCAACUAAUGAACAUUCACCAAUAAAUACAAUACGAUUAAAAACAAAUAAUACACCUUUAAAUAUAAAUGAAUCAGAUACAUUAGUUAAUAAUAAAACAUUAUGGAAUAAUACAAAUAUUGAACAACAAAAUGAUAAAAAUUCAUUACGUAAUGAAUUAAUAAUGAAUAUUCGUGAACAUGAUUUAUUUAUAAUAAAUAAAAAUUAUUGUGUUUAUUUAUCAAAUCUUGAAGUACCUAAUAUAAUAUAUGUAGCUACAUUAGAUGAUUAUGUUAAUGCAACAUUACUUAUAACACAAAUGAAUAAACAUGAACAAUUAACAAAAAUUCAAGCAAAUUCUUAUAAAUCAAAAUUAGUUGUUGGACAAUUUUGUGCUGCACUUUUUAAUGGUGAUUGGUAUCGAGCUCGUAUAUUAGAAAUUGAUGAAAAUCGUGUUCAUGUUCAAUAUAUUGAUUGGGGUAAUACGGGUUGGUGUGAUUCAAUUCUUGAAAUUCGUCCAUUACCAAAUGAAUAUUAUAAAGAUCCUAUUUUAUGUGUUAAAUGUAUUUUGGAUGGAAUAUCAAUUGAAAAUAAACUAUCUGAUGAACAAACAAAUGCUAUACUUGAAAUAUUAGUUCUUGAUGUUAAACUUGAAAUGAUUGUAUUACGUAUUGAAAAUGAUAUUCCAUAUGUACAACUUAAUUUAGAUAAACGAGAUUUAAAUGCUGAAAUACGUGCAAUAUUACCACAAUCAUUAUCCUCAACAACAAUAAUUUCAAAAUCUUUCGAUAAUGAAAUAAAUAAACCUGAAAUAAAUCUAUCAGAAAUUUAUUCUGUACAAUUAACAACUGUUGAUUUAGAAUCUGAAUGUUUUCAUGUAUUAUUAAUAUCUGAUUGUCUUUCAAUAAUUAUGAAUAUACUUAAAGAUUGGAAUAUAAAUAAACAACCAUUAAUUAAACAACCAAUAUCAAAUAUGCUUGUUUGUGCACAAUAUGAAGGUGAUAAUCUUUGGUAUCGAGCAUGGAUUAAAAAUGUUUCUGAAACUGGUUUUCAUGUAUAUUUUGUUGAUUUUGGUAAUGAAGAAAUUGUUUCAAUAGAUCGUCUUAGUCAAUGUCCAGAUAUUUUACGAAAUAUUCCAUGGCAAAGUGUACAAAUAAAAUUAGUUAAUAUUAAAUUAACUGAUGAAGAACGUUAUAUACUUUUAAGAGAUUUUGAAACAGAACGACUUAAUAUGAAAAUUUUUUCAAAAGAUCAAGAUAUUUAUUUUGUUGAAUUAAUUCAUAAUGAAAAAUUUCUUAGUACAUAUAUAUUUGAAUUACGUCAGAAAAAAGAACAACAAAUACAAAUUACAUCAAUAAUUAAUGAAAUACCAAAAGAACCAAUUGAAUCAAUUCAAGAACAUAUUUCUAAAAUGGUAACACCACCACCACCACCAAUGACUGAUGAAAAUACCUCACAAACAUUUAAUGAAAAUGUUCAUUCAGUAUCAUUACCCGUACAAUCAACGGUCAAUGAAUCUCAACAAUUUGUUGAAACAACUCGUAAUAAUAUUGUAUCAUCACCAUCAGUUAUUACAAGUACGAAUUUGUCAAGUGUAUUGAAUAUAGAAACUAAAUCAUUCUCUACUAAUGAACAAAAUAAUAAUAGUAAUUUUAAUGAUAAUUUAACAACUAUGAUUAUUGAACAACGUCGACAAAAUCAAUUACUUGAACAAGUUAUUGCAGCAGUUAAUACAACAAAUGCACUUCUUACACAACUUGUUCAACGUUAA